UCCAUGUCCUCGGCCUAAUUCUCAAGCUCUGGACGGCACAUGACGGCACACGACGAUUCCCCAAACCAAGCCAUCUCUAGACACCUAUUCUCGGUUUCUCAAUUGAUCAAUUCUUCUUGAAAUCUCCCCCAAGUUCGACCCCCAACCUGUCCUCUUCCAACCAUCACAAUGCCUCCCCGCCUUGCUCCCCUCCGCGUCGCAAUCCGCAUCCCGCGCACACCUGUCGCUUCAUCCACAAAGUCGGCGGCCGCGGCCUUCUACUCAACAUCAACAGCCUCGGACUCCAAUCAGCCGCUCAUCACUGUCACCCAGCUGCCUGCCCCCGGGUCCGGCCAUAUCCGCAUCCUCGAGCUCAACCGCCCAAAGGCCCGCAACGCCCUCUCCAAGGCGUUGCUCUCCCAGCUGCGCGCCGAGGUCGACGCCGUCCACGCCCAGUAUGACCCGGAGUCUGGUGCCGAGCUGCCCCAGAAGCAGAUCUUUGGCGGUGCCGCCGGCAAGGACGUCAAGGGCCCGACCCGCGCCUUGGUCCUGGCGAGCGCUGUAGAGACGAGCUUCUGCGCCGGCGCCGACCUGAAGGAGAGGCGCGGCUUCACCCAGGAAGAGACCGAUGAGUUCCUCCACAACCUGCGCUCUACCUUCACCUCCCUCCAGAACCUCCCCAUCCCGACAAUCUCGGCCAUCUCCUCCCUCGCCCUCGGCGGCGGCCUCGAGCUCGCCCUCUCCACCCACUUCCGCGUCCUUUCCUCCAACGCCCAGAUCGGCCUGCCCGAGACCCGCCUCGGCAUCAUCCCCGGUGCCGGCGGCACCCACCGCUUGCCCGCCCUUAUUGGCCUUUCUCGCGCCCGCGAUCUGAUCCUCACCGGCCGCCGCGUCUCGGCCCCCGAGGCCUACUUCCUCGGCAUUGCCGACCGCCUCGUCGAGAUUACGCACGACGAGGCCGAGAAGGCCGGCGAGGGUGACAAGGACAAGGGCGUACUGCUCGCCGCCCGCAGGGCUGUGCUGAGCGAAAGUGUGCGCCUUGCCGGCGAGAUCUGCGAGGGCGGACCUAUCGCCGUCCGCGCUGCGCUUCAGGCCGUCGCGUGGGCGAGGGAGGAGGUCGAGAACAAGAUGUACGAACGCGUCGUCGCCACCGAAGACCGCAACGAGGCGCUGAAGGCGUUCCAGGAGAAGCGAAAGCCCGUCUUCAAGGGCCAGUAAGCGAUGAUUGAUGGGGGAUUGUUUUUUGUCCCGAGUCACUCGGGGAGCGGGUGGAAUGGAUUUUGGGUAAAAUAGAUCAUGGCUGGCAAACCCCGCCGCAUUGAGCCGGCAUAAUGCACGGCACGUAUCCUUGGAUAGUAGUGACGAGAGAGUUCAAGCCGAAGCUUGAAUACUGGACAUUUUGAGACAAUGCUCAAUCGUCGAUGAUUUGACUAGCUGCAUGUCGUGAUUUCUUUAUAAUUCCUGCCCAUAGCGAAUGGACAGUGGCGCAUAUCAGCCAGACCAGCACAUACAUUCGCCGGAUACAGCU
Messenger RNA from Colletotrichum destructivum, 1507 nucleotides. RefSeq names its product Putative enoyl-CoA hydratase/isomerase, ClpP/crotonase-like domain superfamily. Bases 169 to 1197 code for a protein of 342 amino acids. The transcript is spliced from 2 exons. Gene Ontology annotation, cellular component: mitochondrion. Lineage: Eukaryota; Fungi; Ascomycota; Sordariomycetes; Glomerellales; Glomerellaceae. Gene Ontology annotation, biological process: fatty acid beta-oxidation. The record is from RefSeq and is a predicted model, not a curated record.